ACAUUGUUUUAACAAUCGACAACGUAAACCAAUCAGAUCUCUUUAUUACGAAUGACUAUUUUGAUCGAACGCAUGGUCACACAGACAGGACAAGGUGAAGAACGUUCGGUAGUAAAGUUUGGAAGCAAGAAAGUGGAAAGCUGUGAAGAAGUAAAUUAGCUUCGGAUCACUAUGACUGGAAGAGCAAGAGGUAGAUCAAGAGGAAGGGCGCGUGCUGUGCAGGCAGAACCUGCACCUGUGCCAGGGGCUCCAUCCUCCCUUGAAGAAGCACCACAGGUACCAACCCAGAAAGUUGCAAGAGGAAGAGGCCGUGCACCUACACAAGCACCACCAGCAGCAACACCUCAGCCGUCAGAACUGAAGAGACUUGGUGAACAGGUUGCAGAAAUGAAAGUGAGUGGAGGAGCAUCAGCUGAGGAACGUCCAUAUCGUGGUGGUGAUGAUGGAGGCCUUGUUACCAGACCAAGUAACAUAAGUGAGACAACUGGUUCUUUUGGAAGGCCAAUAAGUCUGAAAACAAAUUAUUUUGUUCUUGGUACUGGAAGCAAAUUUACAGGUUUUUUUCAAUACAUGGUUUCGUACAACCCUCCAAUUGAAAGCAGGAACCUGAAGUUUAUGUUGUUGAAGGAUCACAGUGAACUUCUUGGCACAGUGCGAGCAUUUGAUGGCAUGAUUUUGUAUCUGCCAAAGAAGCUGCCUGAUUUGGAGACCAAGCUAAUGUCAACAAGAAGAUCUGAUGGUUCUUCAGUUGAAAUCACUAUCAAGUUUACUAAUGAAUUCCCAUUCUCAUCACCACGCACAAUUCAGUUGCUGAACAUUAUUUUCAGAAGAAUUUUGAAAAUAAUGGAAAUGCAACAGAUUGGCAGGUCAUUCUUCAGCCCAAAAAGAAAUAUUGAUUUGGAUCAGCACAGGCUGCAGCUUUGGCCUGGCUACAAUACAAGCAUUCUUCGUUUUGAUGCUGGAGUUCUUUUGAACAUUGAUGUCUCUCACAAAGUUAUGCGUCUUGACACAGUGCUUGAUAUUUUGACUGAGUUAUACAGUCAAGUUGGAGAGAGCAGGUUCCAUAACAUUGCAACUAAGAAGCUGGUUGGGGAGACAGUUUUGACCAGAUACAACAACAAAACAUACAAGAUUGAUGAUAUUGCUUGGGAUAAAAAUCUGUCUCAUUCUUUUGCCAAAAGAGAUGGUUCAAAAAUCACCAUGAGACAAUAUUAUAAGGAAGCAUAUGAUAAGGAUCUGACCAAUGAUCAACAGCCAUUGUUGGUCAGUAAUCCUAAGAAAAGGGACAUACGCAGAGGACAAACAGAGCCCAUUCUACUUGUGCCAGAGCUUUGUUAUAUCACAGGGCUCUCUGAUGACAUUCGCCAGAACUUCCAAAUUAUGAAAGAAUUGGCAGUUCAUACCAGAAUGGGUCCUGAGCCUCGUGCAAAGCAGUUGAAAGCAUUUAUGGAUGAAUUAAACAGAAAUGCUGAAGCCUCCAAGCAACUGACAGACUGGAAUCUGGGAUUUGGAAAUGAUUUGCAUUCAAUCAAGGCAAGGAAUAUUCCUCCUGAAACCAUUGCCCAAAAGAGCAAACAAUUCUCAUACAAAGCUGAGGAUGCAGACUGGUCAAGGGAUAUGCGUGGAGCAAAUCUUAUUUCCACAAUUAAUUUGAACAAAUGGAUGAUCCUGUUUUCAUCUAGGGACAAAGGCAUUGCCCAAGACUUCUAUCAGACUCUGCAGAAAGUCAACCCACCAAUGGGCAUUGAAGUCAACAAGCCAGAAAUGAUUAUGCUUAAAGAUGACAGGGCAGAUAGUUACAUAACAGCUAUCAGGGAGCAGAAGCAACCAGAUACACAACUGGUGUUGUGCAUUGUACCCAAUAAUCGCAAAGACAGGUAUGAUGCCAUCAAGAAGUAUUGCUGUGUUGAUUAUGCAGUCCCAAGUCAAGUUGUGGUUAGCAGAACCCUGUCCAAGAAACAGAUGUUGAUGUCAGUUUCUACCAAAAUCGGGAUUCAGUUGAAUUGCAAGCUAGGUGGAGAGGUCUGGGCUGUGGAUGUACCAGUCAAGAAUAUGAUGGUGGUUGGGAUUGAUGUUUACCAUGACUCUUUGACAAAAGGAAAGUCAAUUGGUGGUUUUGUUGCCAGCACCAAUCAGUCAUUGACAAGAUACUACUCAAGAAUCACCCAGCAACAGACAGGUCUUGAGUUUGUUGACGGAUUGAAGACAUGCAUGACUGCUGCACUGAGAAAGUUUAAUGAGAUAAACAAGGUUUUGCCAGACAGAAUAAUUGUUUACCGUGAUGGUGUUGGUGAUGGCCAGAUACCUAUGGUAUAUGAACAUGAAAUGCCACAAAUCCGCGAAGCAAUUGCACAAAUCAAUCCUGGUUAUAAUCCAAAAUUUGCAUGGGUUAUAGUCAGCAAGAGAAUAAAUGCAAAGUUUUUCCUGGAGGCAGGAAGAAAUUUGGCAAAUCCUCCACCUGGUACAAUAGUUGAUAUUGAUGUGACAAGAUCAUCUGAGAAGUAUGAUUUCUUCUUGGUUUCCCAAUCUGUCAGACAAGGAACUGUGAGCCCCACUCACUAUAACAUUAUUUACGACACAUCUGGCUUGAAACCGGAUCACAUCCAGAGACUGACAUACAAGUUGACUCACUUGUAUUACAACUGGCAGGGCACAAUCCGUGUACCAGCACCAUGCCAGUAUGCCCACAAACUUGCCUUUUUGGUAGGCCAGUCUGUACACAAAGAGCCAGACCUAGCUUUGGCUGACCGCCUGUACUAUCUGUAAGAAGGCUGUUGGUGACAAGAAAGGUGUUAUUGCAUCUUUGAAGGAAAGAGACCCAUCUAUAUGACUUGCAUUGUUUUGUUCUCUUUGGCCAGCUGUUCAAAUUUAAGUGCCAAAUAUAUUUUGGUUCAUAGUAUUAUAACUUAAAUUUUGGUGGUAUAUAAGUGAUGGGUUUGUAAGGUUUGGUCAGAAUUUUCUUGCUAAUCAUUGAAAUUGCAGGAUGCAUACUUCGAGGGAGCUAGCCUGUGCUCUUUCUGCCAAAAGGGUGAUUUUGAGUCAAAUAAUGCUGAAGUCAAUUGUUCACAGUUCAAGAGAAGUUUUCAGUAUUGAUACGGAAAAACAAAGAAACUUCAAGAUUCUUGACAGAUUCAAUUUUGGUUACAUUUGGAUUUGAUUAUAUAAACAUAUGUUUUGUUGUGCUGUUACUUUCAUAUGCUGGGAUGGCUGAUCAGCAUCUUCAUCUACAUUCACAUAUUAUCCACAAGAUUGAUAUUUUUGUAUUUCUUAUAAUCCUUGGUUGAAGUGAUGUUUCUCUUUUUAUGUUUUAGAAUGUAGUUGGAUUUUUAGACUAUUUGUCUCUGGCUAUUUGUUGUUUUAGUUAAUGUAUGGCUAUCUUGAAAUGCCAGAAGUGUUCAUUUGGCAGUCACUUGGAUUUAACAAAAUGCUGAGCUGGUCUCGUUGGUAUAAUUUGUAAAUUUCUCCUUUUCUUCUGGGGUGAUCAUUUUUCUAGCAUAGUCUUUAUAUAACUAAGUUUAAUAUCCAAGUGAGCUUCAACGUGGACACUCCUGACUGCUUUUUACUGUAGUUUUGUUACUGUUUGUCAAGAUGAGGAUAUAUGUUUAUAAAAACCUCUCAAAAA
Rhopilema esculentum is the source of this 3622-nucleotide messenger RNA. RefSeq names its product piwi-like protein 1. Gene Ontology annotation, molecular function: RNA binding; protein binding. The record is from RefSeq and is a predicted model, not a curated record. Lineage: Eukaryota; Metazoa; Cnidaria; Scyphozoa; Rhizostomeae; Rhizostomatidae.